AUGCACGCUUGCCACCCUCGUGCUCCGACUGAAUCAUACAUUACAGCGGAUGUGAAGAGAGAACCUCGACGACAUUCACAACUUCUUUCAUUUUCCCAUAUUUUAAACGGUUUCCAGGUAAGAUCAUUGAUCAUCUCUCGAUGCAGGAUGUAUACUCAUCAAUUCUGCAAGCCAACAAACUGGUCCACAGAAAAUUUCACCAAACAAUCGGGCUCCUUUAUUGUUUCAAAGCAUGAAGCUUUCAUAAUUUCUUACGCGCACGUUGAAAUUAACACUCUUGAGACGGAGUUUCGUUUUUCAGUCUUAAUAUAUGUCUUUAAUCCGGCUCUGUUGCGAUUUCAGUUUAUGGGUGAUCAUAGCUUCGAAUAAUCCUUAACUGAGUUGUAGUAUGAAACAGAAACUUUGUAUUUUACGUGACUAAGUUCUUCUCUACGGUCUUUGCAAAUGAUUAUGUUUUCUGAUCUUUACGUGCGUUUGUUCGGGCUUUGUGUGCUGUUUUCUUAGAUGUGUAAAUGUUUUCACAUUAAUCCUAUUUUCGGCUUCUAUUUCGAAGACAGUGCUGUGAAAAUUUCCAAGGAUAGAUCAAUCGCUGGACGUUCUUUAUUUUUCGGCUUUUGAAACGACUACCGUUUGAACGCAUUCUUGAAAUCGAGCGUUCGAUCAGUAUCCCAACCCCAUUAGCCUCACCUUAACUUUAAUAAUUUUUCAGUUACAUUUAUGUUGAUCAAAACAGCAUUCAUCUCUGUAGGCCUGCCUGAAAGCUUAAUUUGAUGCGAAAAUACGAUCUGCUUAAGGAACACCUAAGACCUUCACACAAUUUUGUACAGUUAUUUUUCUCAAGAUUCACGAAACAACUAUUCACUUGUGCCUUCUCGUAUAUCGUAUUUUUAGCCAGUUGUUUUAUGAGUCAAAAGCAACCCAAACCUACACUCAGUGGCCAGCGGAUCAGAACCCGCAAAAGAGGUAUAUGUUUUGUAACUAAUGUACCAUUUCAGUCAUUUAAUUUCCUUAUAAUUAACAAGUGGUGCACGCAGAAUUGAAGUGUCAGCUAAUUUACCUCGACUUCGCGAACCUUACUUUGGGGUAAUGCUCAUCAUUUCGUUUAGAGCACUUUUCCACUGAAUGUAAAGCAAAAACAGUGUUGCUUUCACUUUCUGUAGAAAAACACGAAUUUGUGAGGAAACGGAUAAAAAUUCAAAUAUUUUCAAUUUCGGUUUUAAACUAAAUCUGUUUUGUUGUAUGUUCUGUUAAGAAAUGUUUCCAGUUUUCCAUUUAUGUAGUAGCUGCAGGACAUGUAGUUAAUCAGAAAUGUACAUUAAAUGAUGUAUGUUGUCAAGAGGAAACGUUUUUUUACAUCAUGACUCACUAACUAAGUUUUUUUUAUCCAGACAUAUGCAUCUAGCGUAGCCUGAUUAACAUAAAUCCUGAAUUUGACUCAUUUUUGCCUGUAGAUUUCCGGAUACUGUAGUUAAUACUCAACAUAUUAAAGGUGUAUCUGUUUCAGGGGCAAUUCUCUGAUCAAGAUUUAACUUAGAACAAAUGCUCUUGAGGUGAAUUUUGCAGAAGUCGAACUUGCUGAUGGAACUGUGUGCACCAAAUCUACAAUCUUUUACCAGAUUUCAGCAUGCCUAUUUUUUUUCUAGGUCUUAUGCCAAAAGAAAGUAUGAGUAGUUGUUUAGUUUCCUGAUGGAUUCACUUGAACUUGUGAAUUCUUUGAAUUGUUGAUCUAUUUUGCAUAUUUGUAAAAAACUUGAAAAUAUUUUUUGGAGCAAGAGGAAGGAAAUGGUUCUAGAACUUCAUUUAAGGAGGAGAAUGAGAGAAACAGUUUUCGAUAUAAGAGGUAUUUAAAAAAUGUAAGUUAGAAGAACCAGAUUUUAAUGUCAUUUAAUUACUCAACAGACGAAAAAGAAAAGCAAGACCCUCUUGCAUUUCGAGAUGCUAUAAUACAAGGGCUCCAGGAUAUUGGUAACAAUGAUCUAGAACAGGUUAGUUAUACCAUCAGCUUUCUCUGUCCUUUACUGCUCAGAAUUAUUGGUAUGUUGCACUACGUCAAAUUUUUGUGGUCUUACUGCAAAUCCUCCUUUAACCCUUUAACACCCAGAACUGAUAAACAUGUAACUUCUCCCUAUACUACCAUACACUAUUCAGAAAACAGGUAAUCAGAAUACUCAAACUCAUCAAGUACAAGAUAUUACGCUGAUUGAACACAAAAUUCUCGUAGCUAAUCUACAAGGACGUGUAGUAGCUAGAGGGAAGAAGUGAAAAUCAGAUCAUGGGAGUUUAAGGGUUAAGUUGGUAACACCAAAACCACAAUAAUUCAAACAAGAUCUUGCACUAAUGUGACAGAAGGCCAAAAUCCUUAGUUGGCAUUGUGAUAUUCAAAUAAGGUAGCAAUUAGCACUGCUAAAUCAGUAAGCUUGAAAGAAACCAAUUUCAGAAUCAAAAGAAGCUGUAUCCUUGAGAUCCUAUGUGUUGAAAGGUGCAAUCGUACACUUUCAGUCGUUGGAGGUAAUAAUGAAACACUGUAGUACUGCUAUGCUCAGUCAUGGUGAAAAGUUAAAUUUAGCUUUGUGUUUGGUGUACUGAUUUGGGAUUAUGGAAUCAUAGUGUGAGUCCUGUCCAUCAGUUUGUGAGUCUUCAUCAUCAGUGUGCGAGUCCUGUCCAGGCCAUUUUGUUGUGUUCUUGAGUAAGACACUAAACUCUAAAAGUGUUACUCUUCACCUGAGUAUUAACCCUUUACACACCAAUAUCAGGAAAGGUAUUCUCCAUACUGUCCCCAUACAUUCCCUGAGGUGCUGACAAGGAGAAUUUGUGUAACAAUCAACAGCUUCUUUAGCUUCUCUAGUUGCUGAUAAUAUUCUCAUAACCUUACUGCAUGAUUCAGGAGUGAUAUUGUAAGGAGAGAUUAGAUGCUUGUCAUUCUUAGGGGUUAAAGGGUUAAUGGGUACUGAUAAAACUGUUAUAUGUAUACCAGAGCCAAGUGGCUCAUCCAACUGGAGUUUAUCUCAGUUUCUGUAGCAUGAAGUGACUAACAGUACUACUACUCCCCUGAAUAGGAGGCUGGUCCUUUACAAAUUACCCUUCCUUAGCAUUUCAUCAAGUUUUUACUGAUACCCAUUUGCACUCCUGAUUGGAAAGAGGUGCUGUAAGAGUUGCAUGCCUUGCUUGGAAACAAAAAACACAAUGGCUCAGCUAGGUCUAAAUCUCACAGCUCUAGCUAACCAAAUGGUAACUCUUAGGCGACCUCACCUGCCUCAAUUGCUGGAAGUUUAUUUGUUUUGGACUGCUUUCCUUUUCAGAAGGGAAACAGUAUUUUUGCCUUUUCAUGCACAAGAAACAAAUAUAAGCUCUGGUAUCAACAGGCCGCUAGGCUUGCUAUAGUUUGCUAGUUAUUUAUUGAUUGAAGGAGAGUGAAAUUCAAGUGUUUGACCUGGGUUGUAUUCUCCACCAGAAGUAAUCACAUGAUAUUUUUUUGUUCUUUAUCAAAGGUGUAUAAGUUUUUGGACUCGUCGGGGAGUAAGCUCAACUACCGACUGUAUGGAGAGUGUCUCUUUGACAUACUGUUUGCUGGAGGUGUUUUAGGUAUGAUGAGUUAACCCUUUAGCUCUUAAGACCUAUUUUUCAAUUCUUUCCUCUAACUUCUAGACAUUUCCUUGUAAAUUAGUGAAGAGAAUUUGGUCUUACAUCAAGAUAACAACCUCUACAAUAUAUACCAGAUGAGUUUGAGUCUUCUCAUUACCUGUUUGCUGGAUAUUGUAUCUUAAGUUGUAAGGAGAAGCUACAUGUACAUGUCAAUGACUUCUAGGAGUUAAAGGGUUAAAGAAAUUUUUCUGCAUCUGAGGGAACUAAGCUGUGCAAAAAGUUUUACUCUAGGUACUUUGAACCCAUAGAUAGGUAGAUUUUUCUCUGCAAAAACAAUUCAUUUUAUCUGUCCAAUAUACAUGCAUUACUCGCAUUACAUGCAUUACUAUGCUUAUCCUGCUAUACUGUAGGAUUGGCAUUAACACCAUUCUGUAUGUUUUAAAUUGUCUUGAGAGGAAAAAGCAUUUCAGUGGUUAAAGCUGUGAAAGCAUUUAUUUUGUGUUUCAAGAUAUUAGCAUUUGUUUAUUUGAUAAUUCAACCAAGGAUAGAUGAAUUAUUUAACUUUUUAUAGCUCCUGGUGGAAGUAUCCUUGAAGAAGGUGAAAAAGCCACGUGGAAAACAUCUGUAUGCAUUUUUGAUGCCAAUGAUGAUGAUGUCAAGACAUAUGUGCAGGUAUAGUGUGCUUUAAAUUAAAGUUUUUAUAUGAUACUCUGACUUUAUGUACUUUUACAAAUAGUAAAAAAAAAUUAUAAGCUAUUUCACUCCAUGUAACUAUGUCUUAUUUGUUAAGCUUAAGGGAUGGCACUAUACUAAACAAACCAAUUUACUGUAACAUAGUUGAAAUUCUCAUUUUUAUGUUCUUUUUGUGUUCAUUUAGGUGAUCAACAAGGUUAUAGCAAGGUACAGGUACCUGCAAAAAGCCUUUGAAGAUGAGAUCAAAAAGGUCAGCAAGUCCUAGUUUAAGUGUAAUAUUUGAUGAAUAAUAAACACAAUAACCACUGUUUGAUUUGAAAAGAUGUUUGUAUAGUUUUCCUGAUCUUUUCCUUGGAGCUUAUAGGUUUCCUCAAGUUUCACUCCACAACUGCUCACUUUACAAUGCCGUCAUAUUGGCAAACAAAUAUUUAAAUGUAUUUUCAUGCCAAGUGGAGGCUUUCAUUUGUACAUCAGAUCUAAGCAAGUAGUAAAAAGGAUUAAAAACUUCAGUUAUUAGAUGUAUCUGGCAGUUAUAGGUUACUAAUGAAUAUACCCUUUAUAACCUGACAUCAGUAUGCACAUUCUCCAUACUGUUCUCCAUACAUUUCCUAAGGAGCUGAAAAGGAGAAUUUGUGUAGCAAUCAAGAGCUUCUUUAGUUAGUGAUCAUUUCCUUUACUCUCAUUACCUUUAUGUGUAAUUUAGGGGUAAUAUUUUAAGGAGCAAUUAGAUGCUAGUUAAUCCUGGGGAUCAGAGGUUUACCCUGUUACCUUAUCCUGACUUUCCCCUUUCUUUCCAGAUCUUGCUCUUCCUCAAGGGUUUCAGUGAAGAUCAGAGGAACAAGCUUGCUAUCGCUGCGGGUAUCAUUCUAGCAAAUGGUAAAUUCUCCAAACUUUUCUUUCAUGUUCUUUCCACUAUUAUGAAUGUUCAUUUGAAGUCAUGAGAAAAUGCCCAGUUAACAAUACACAGUGGACCAUCUCUAAUCUGAUCAAAAUACAUCUGAGGGGUGAUACUCUUGCCUAGCAAAAAUGCGGCAAGGUUCAUGUAUAAAUUCACAUUUAGCAAUACAGUGGCUCCUUUUAAAAAAUAAUGUUAAAGAUGGCUUAUACUCUUUCAGGUAUGGCUUCACCUACAGCACUCUCAAGCCUACUCAAUGAAAACCUUGUUAAAGAAGGUAUAUAUGCUUAGUACAUUCCACUAGGUGGCCCCAUGAAGUAUUACGAUUUAUUGAUCAGAAACAUUUUUUGCCUACAAAAAUUUAAUUGUUUGUUGUUCAUUGGGGUUAUGAUGGUUAAUGGAUAUAUUAAAUCAUGUGUCUCUUGGUUUAGAGUCUUUCAAUUUUAGAUCUCAGUGUUACAACUGCCAGACAACAGCUAGACCAUUAAGGUUGACUGCCUUCUCAUUUCUCCUCACAGUAUCACCCUUAAAUCACAUGUAAAGGUCAUGAGAAUAACAGACAGGAUCACCAAUAUUAAGGAGCUCCUGAUUGUCACACAUAUUCUCCUUGUCAGUUCCAUAAGAAAUGUAAAGAGAACAGUAAUACUAAAGCUAGGCUGAAAGGGUUAUUUUUAUUAUAACUGACUGAAUUCUUUUAUUUAGGACUUGCUUUGCCAUUUUUGACCAAAGUGUUCCAGGUGUGGGUGAAGGAGAAGGAUUUCACUAGUCUGAGCUCAGCUCUGAGAAAAGCAGAGUUGGAGAACAAACUACUGGUGAGUGAGACUUAACUGAAAUCAACUUUCAUUUUAUAAAGAAAUUUCCCUGUUAUUUAGCGGAUGAAUGGUACCUUGCAUUAUUGACAAGACUGAUGGAGUGGCAUACAUGUAUUUCAAGAAGACUGAGAUGUUUAUAGCCAUAACUCUCCAAAGCUUUCACAACUUGCUUAGAGGCAAUUGUCUGCACUGUGAAAUCAGCUGUUAAACAAAUGGAAUAUUCAAACCCUGUUAGAUUUCAGUGUAUGGGUCAAUGGAAAUUAUCACACAGAUAUGUGUAAAUGUAGCCUUAGUAUCAGUCUUACUAGACUUGAAAGAAAUCUUUUUCUAUUGCCUUAACCCACAAGAGUGGUUGGCAUCAAAUUUCUUCAUACAGUGUGACUGCUGAAUUAACCAUCAAGGUCUUGAGAAUUGAGGUUCUGGAGUAGUAACCAACUUAACCCUUUAACUCCCAAGAUGGCAUUAGUAAUUCUCCUAACUGUCUGCCAAAUGAUGUUCACUUUGGUAGUUUGGAGAAUUUGGUGUUGGAUAAAUAAGUAAUCCCAUAAUUGAUAUUUUUCUUUAUAAAAUAAUUCAAAUAGUAUGCGUGCUCUGAUUGGCCAUAAAACCAUUUUACAUGAGCAUAUGUAAACACGGUUUUUGUUCCUCUUUCAUUAGUUAUUUUAUAAAAGAAAUGUAAAAUGGUUUCCAUGUUUACAUAGCCUGAUGUAAACACUUGGGAGGUUGGGAGAACACUCAAUAAGCUGGAAACCACUCCACUUUGUGUCGAGGUUAUGUUGUGUUCUCCAAACCUCCCACGUGUUUACAUCAGGCUAUGUAAACACAGAAACCAUUUUACAUUUCUUCAUUAUUCUUAUCAAUUUUUUGCAUGAUAUUGUAUAGAUAUAAUAGGGCGAAAUUUUGUCUUGGUCACUUACAGGAGUUAAAGGGUUAAGAGGCUCUUGAUUAUUACACAAACUAUGUUUCUUAGUACCUAAGGAAACAUUUAGACAACAUUAUGGAGAAUAUGAACACUGGAAUCUUAAAAGCUUAAGCCAGCAGAUUUCUUUCUUGCUUGCUCAUUGACCAAAGCACCAGACAAGCCACAUGUCAAUCCAAUUCUAAAGGGCCUGAAAUUCUAAUUUCUCUUUAUGUCAUUUUAUUUUUUUCAAUUCAGUUUCUUAAUUGUAUAAAUUUUAAUCUUUUUGGGUCUAUAUUUUGCAGGAUUUCUUCCCUCCCAACAAACAAACUCAGGAAAUGUUUGACAAGCAUUUCAAUGCAAAUGGAUUAGAUAAGCUUGUGGCAUUUCAGGUAUGAAAUUUUACAAGAUGAAUGUUAUUAUUUUGGUCAUGUUUUUUGAAUAACCUUAAACUGUGUACUUAAUCUUCCAUUGCUACUUGUAAUCCUGGAGAUAUUUUUCCCUUUUGGAAAUGUUCUCCUUUCUGUCUCAAGGGUUUUAAUUUGUUAAUUGUGACUAUUGUUAGUUCAUCGCAAACAAAGCUGUGUACAGCAUCAUGGUUGCAAAAUCUCUUAACAGUGAUGGUGGGUCAAAAGAGGACACUCCCACAGUACUUUUAAAAAAAUUCACUGGCCAUUGUUUGUAUAUCCCAAAACUAACAACCCUCACUGAGUUGUUAACCCCCUUAACAUAACAAUGUUUUAUAACAAAUUAUUUACUUCAAUCAGCCCAUGUACAUGAAGGUGUGGUACAUGAUGUAGUUCCCAAAUGUCAGUGGGAAUUUGUGGAAUUAGAAGAGGCUGCCUCAUUUGACAAUCAUCAUUGUGUGGUGUUAUCUCUGUAUGCCUCAGAAUUUCACACAAAAAAAUUUUAAUAUAUAUUUCUUUAUUUAUUGUCCUCAGAAAGCACAGCAGACCCUGGGUACUCGCAGAAAUUUUCAGCAGCAACUUAAAGAGAUGCUGGACAAUGAAACACCAGUCAAGGAGGUAAGUUACACUGUCAGUAGUUGGAGUUUAUAAUUGGGUUUGGAAUAUGUGUUCCUCCCUUCAUCCUUAACCCCUGAGCAUGAUAAGCAUCUCAUUUCUCCUAACAGUAUCCCCCCUGAAUCAAAUAUUAAGGUCAUGAGAAUAAAGGAAACGAUCACCAACUAAAGAAGCUCUUGAUUGUUAAACAAAUUCUCCUUGUCAGCACCUAGGGAAAUGUCUAGAGAACAGUAUGGAGAAUAUUCAUUCUGAUGCUUAAGUUUAAACAAACUUUGAGCUGCUGGACAUAGAUCAAUCUGUAUCGACCAUUUCACUUAACAACCAACCAAUGAGAAAUUUAUUCUACCUACAUUUUGUUUUAAUCUGAAAAAUUAACACAGGAAAGAAAAACAUCAUCAGGAAGUUCUGCACAAUUUAACAAAAACUUUUUAAAGCUAAAAUUUGGCAAAAUUAUUAGAAAUGUUUAACUUAAUUUACUUCCUCACCACUGGGGAUUUUUUUUCAUUCAAUGCCACCAUCAUGAACCAAGGUUAAAACAACUUCUCUAUUGAACAUUGGUUGAAAAAAACCCAAGAAUUUCAAAUAAUGAAGCUAGAGUGGUAAUUACUUAAAAUCUUCUCAUCAGUUGCAUCAUAUUUAACAAUUGAUUAUUUUCUUAACAGAUGAUAUCCACUUGUAAAGAAGAAAUGAAGAAAUAUGAACUCGCUGAAGAUGAUGUUGUGUUCCUGGUAAGGCAAUUUUGUAGUUAUGUUUCUGAAAUUAAAAUUACUAUUAACACUGUGCAAAACUCUUUUAGAGGCAAAGAAACAGUCAGUCUAGAGUUUUCAAACUUUUUUCCUUUAAAGUAUGGUCAGCUUGCCAAGGCAGAUUUUGAACUAGAAUACUAGGCUUUUUCACUCUUUCAGAUAAGAAGUAUAACCAUUUUCUUAGUUGGAUGACUGAGUUCAAACUAAACCAUACUUAUAUUUCUUUUCCUUCCUUGGAAUACUUUUAUUUGCUAACAAUACUGUACUUGGCACUUUGCACCUCUCUAUUGCAUUGACCAGCUUUAAUCUCAAUUAACUCAAGCAUAGAACUAAAAGAAAUGACAAACUUUUUGCACAUAAAAUCUAGGUUUGGAAAUGUUUAAUGCGUGCCGUGGAAUGGAACAAGAAAGAAGAGCUUGUUGCAGAUCAAGCUCUGCGUCACCUGAAGGUUAGCACUCUAUGAUUGGUACAGAAACUCAAAUUACCCUUUGCAAUGUUGGUAGCUAAGCAGUAUCAUGAACAAAACUUCAACGAAUAACAUUGCAUAGGGGAAGGAGGGCAGCUUUUGUUUAUUGCACUUAACUUUUUCUUGGCCUGAUGAUGUUGGUAAAUGCAUUUUUUUUCACUCAAGGUCUCUGUACAUUUUGCAUUUGGUUGUAGUCACACCCAGGGAUUAAAGAGUUAAUUGAUACAGUACGAAGCUGAAACCAGUAUUUCUUGUAUUAAACAUUGUUGCACAUGCCAGCUUAAGACCAUGUACUGGUAUAUUUUGUGCUGCUGUCAACGUACCUUAUGAUUACAUUUUGUACUGCUGUCAAUUGUGAUUAUAAAAGUUUCCUAAAAGGAGCAACCAAAACUCAGAAAUAUAUAGCACCCUUAAGGAUAAAGCACUUGUGUCUUUUUUAACUGAUAACAGAAAUUUUGCAUUGUGUAACUCAAACUCCACCAUUUGUAUGUUACUGGAACAUUCCAUAUUGAAACAAAUUAGUGAUGCCUAGAACUGAAGCGUUGUGAUGUUGCUUUCCAGGUUUAUGCUCCAUUGCUUGCAUCUUUUACCUCACAAGCCAAGUCUGAGAUCAAUCUUUUGGUCAAGGUUCAGGUAUUAACCCCUUACACCUUGACAUCAGUAUGCAAGUUCUCCAUACUAGUCUCCAUAUAUUUCCUGUGGAGUUCACUAAGAGAAUUUGUCUAGCAAUCAAGAGCUUCUUGAGUUCACAAUCAUUCUCUUUAUAUUCAUGACCUUAACGGUUGAUUCAAGGGUAAUACUGUUGGGAAAAGUAUCUCCCUUAGGGGUUUAAAUUUGCAAAUUGCACACAAUGAAAGUCAAUUCAGUUAAGAUUUGCUGUAAUUUAAGAGCAAAUGUUUUCACAUGACAAACCUAGUGCCAGAUGUUUCUUACUAUUGGUUCAAACUUAGGCCAGUUUUAAUUAUUUGCACUUUCUGGUUUAAAAAAAAACCUUCUUUUGUCAUUUCAGGAAUACUGCUAUGAUAACAUGAAUUUCACAAAAGUGUUUCAAAAAAUGGUGCUGCUGUUGUACAAAAGUGAGUGGGAAUUAAAAUAUAUAUAUAAUAUGUGGUUUACAUAGGUUAUUAGCUUGUUAAGUUUUAGCCUAACGCUUGUUCAGUCAUGGAAUACUAAAAACAAACUGGAUAUCAAUUGUUACACUUAGCUAACCUUUUACAGGGUUUUACAGUGAAGCACACUGACCAAAAAGAAACUUCUUCAUUUUAUUAAUGCAGAGCAACAAAAUGCAGUCAAUAUCAUUAAACAGAGAUUGUUUUGAGCAUACCUUUUGGGAACAGAGAACUUUUAAUUAGAAACUCCCUGAACUUAAAAGGCUGGCAAUUUUGGAGCAUAAUUUAAGGACCAAAUGAGAGAAUCCCAAAUCCAAAAUGUCAAAUAAGGUUAAUUCUCCAUGUACUGCUCAGAUUCUUAUAAUCGGCAUUUCAAGAAAUCUUUUCCUCCCUGAUUUUUAGCUGAUGUCCUAAGUGAAGAUACCAUCAUCAAGUGGUACAAAGGAGGAUACUCCCAGAAAGGAAAAACUGUUUUCCUUGAGCAGAUGAAGAAAAUGGUGGAAUGGCUUCAGAGUGCAGAAGAAGGUAUUUGGCAGUUGCAUGUGUGCAUAGUGUUUCAGCCUGAGCGUGUCUCUCCCCCUUUCUUGGAAGUAUAACACCUUGAGAAAUGUGUGCUAGCAAGAGGUCUGCAAUAGUGGGUCAAGCACUGAUUGAAGGAGGGCCAGACUGCAAACAAACUUCUUCCUGAUUCAUUUUGAAUUUCCCCUGGGAGGAGAAACACCCAUCCUGCUAUACUUAUAAUGAUAGCCUACUUGCAUUAUGUGACAGGGGCAUCUUCUGAUAACCCUUUUAGUAGUUAAGAGUUUAAUAAAUAGAGCAAAGGGAGUCACUCUAACAGAUUUUCAGCAUAAUUUCAAAUAAACAACACCACUUAACAAUGCCCUCCACCUCCCUUAACAUUGGAAUCAAAAAAAUUGUUUUCAUAUUUGGUCAACCUAUUUAUUUUUGGCUUUCUGUACAAAAUUAGUGACCAAAAACAUUUCUCCCCACAGUCUUGAUACAGUUUAAAUCAGAAAGGUGAUUUGAGGAAAGAAAGAAAAAACAAUAAUCGAUGGGAAAUUGUUUCAUGUAACAGCAAAUUCUUAGAACUAACAUUUUUAGAAAUGUUUGGCAGAUCUUACAGAGAAUUGGUCUUUAGAUCUUGAGGGUAAAAGGCUUAAUUAGAAGACAGUGCACCUAACUGAGUUCACUUUUUUGUUUUUAGAAACAGAGUCUGAAGAAGAGGAAGAGGAUGGAGCCUAA
This is a messenger RNA of Pocillopora meandrina, 11465 nucleotides long. The record is from the annotation of a GenBank genome assembly. Lineage: Eukaryota; Metazoa; Cnidaria; Anthozoa; Scleractinia; Pocilloporidae.